This is a messenger RNA of Melitaea cinxia (Glanville fritillary), 1316 nucleotides long. RefSeq names its product peptidyl-alpha-hydroxyglycine alpha-amidating lyase 2-like. The transcript is spliced from 5 exons. Gene Ontology annotation, molecular function: catalytic activity; protein binding. The record is from RefSeq and is a predicted model, not a curated record. The coding region runs from base 1 to 1113 and encodes 370 amino acids. Gene Ontology annotation, biological process: peptide metabolic process. Lineage: Eukaryota; Metazoa; Arthropoda; Insecta; Lepidoptera; Nymphalidae. Gene Ontology annotation, cellular component: membrane; extracellular region.
AUGUGGUCGUGUCUAUUGCUUAUUUUAAAUAUUUACGGAAUCAGUUGUGAACCCGAAACAGUGAGAGAUAACUUUGAUUACUUUAGUUAUGGUAAUGAAGAGAGUAUUUUGAAAAAUCUCGAUCUUCAUGCGCCAAAAGACGAAAUCGUGUUACGGCCGCAGGAAGUAAAGGACUGGCCUCAACAAUCUUUGAAUGUAGGACAAAUAACAGCUGUCUCAAUAAAUUCCUUGGGACAACCCGUAAUCUUCCACAGAGCGGAAAGAGUGUGGGACGAAAGUACAUUCAAUGAAUCAAACGUCUACCAGAAUCUUGAUAAAGGACCAAUUAUAGAAGAUACAAUAUUAGUACUCGAUCCGCACACGGGAUCAGUGCUACAUAGUUGGGGUGCCUAUGCAUUCUAUAUGCCUCAUGGUCUUACUGUAGACCAUCACGAUAAUGUUUGGGUCACCGAUGUAGCGAAACACCAAGUUUUUAAGUUUACACCUAGUAACCACAAAUAUCCAAGUUUGACAAUAGGCGAGGCAUUUACAGCUGGCUACCCAUACAGGCAUCGUGUGUUACUUUGCAUGCCCACAUCAGUGGCAGUCGCAACAACAGGAGAGAUUUUCGUAGCCGAUGGAUAUUGUAACAACCAGAUUUUGAAAUUCAAUGCAGCUGGAACUUUACUGUUUGCCAUACCUUCAUUCUCCGACACAAUGACCUUGAAUCUUCCACACAGUGUUACGCUAUUGGAAAACUUAGAUAUAGUAUGUGUGGCAGAUAGAGAAAAUAUGAGAAUCGUUUGCCCAAAAGCGGGUUUGAAGAGUUAUAUUAAAAUGUUAGAACCUGCGACUGUUAUUGAAGAUCCGACAUUGGGACGUGUGUUCGCUGUAGCGUCUCACGGAGAUAUAAUAUACGCUGUUAAUGGACCAACUUCACAGAACAUCGCGAUAAGAGGUUUCACUGUUAAUGCCUUGUAUGGAAAUAUUUUGGAUACUUGGGAACCCAGUAACGGCUUUUCAAACCCACACUCUAUAGCAGUUACAAGGAACGGUUCCCAUCUUUACGUCACGGAAAUAGGACCCAACAAGAUAUGGAAAUUCGAACUUACCGAUGUAUAUGACAAGAAGUAGACAAAUUAUUUUAGAUACGCUUUCAUCGAAAUAUAAUUACGCUUAAACAGUAACGCGAAUUAAAUUCGCACUUUCCCACAUAAAUAGUACCUAUAAUUAUUUGAUCUAUAGAUUGUUGAUAAAAAUACAUAAGCUAUAACGAAUAUUCUAUUAGUGUACUAUUGCUAUUAAAAUAUAAAUAAUAUAUUAUACUACGAUAAUUA